This is a messenger RNA of Penicillium nucicola, 1641 nucleotides long. Its product is annotated as aldo/keto reductase. The transcript has 6 exons. The record is from RefSeq and is a predicted model, not a curated record. The coding region runs from base 1 to 1641 and encodes 546 amino acids. NCBI's taxonomy places the organism in Eukaryota, Fungi, Ascomycota, Eurotiomycetes, Eurotiales, Aspergillaceae.
AUGGCGCCCUCAAAGCCCAAGGCGGGACAUGUCAACAUGAUGGCUGAUACUAACAUCGCCAAUCUCCCCCUCGAAGGACUGCGGGCAGUCAUGCGUGGCAUUCUAGCCAAUAGACCCGAUUGUACGCCUAUCUUUGAAGAGCAGACCAGAAACUAUUUGGAAGAGACGGCUUCCAAAUUCUCCAAUGUCAUCGUGGUCGAACAGACCGCCGAUGGGACGGUGCAAACGACACCUUCGUUCCAGCAACUACGAAAGCGCAUUUGCUGUAUGGUGGGAUGUGGUCUAUGCUAUCAAGCCAUCCCCCUGCUUCAAAGCAUCGUCGAGCAAGUCUCUCAGAUCAAACUUGGCUCCGGACAGUCCGCUAUCGCUGAUUCGAUUGCCGGUGUAGAUGGUGAUAUCAUUCAAGCCAUCACAGCCGUUCAAAAGACUCUCUUUGUAGAGACUGGAUCUCGAGAGCUGACUGAAACUGAACGGCUUCCCUUGGAGGCUUUGCUGAAAGCCCUCAUGACAGGCAAGUCUGUCUGGGAAGCCAAUGCUCAACCCUUUGUGCUGGAAAGAGGUCUCGAAGCAACUAUAGAUCUGGUCAACCCUUCUUUGGCAACUGCUCCGGUAGCAAGUGCCGAGCUGCCAUCUGAGAAGCCUCCCGGUGUCAUAUCAGAGACCUUUGAAAUGGCGGGAAUUCAGCUACCCCGGGUAUUCUCUGGACUGUGGCAGCUGUCCAGCCCCGCCUGGGGCAUUGCACCCCGCUCGAAGAUCAUGCAGCAGUUCUCCAAGCAUGUGGAAAGCGGACUUACGGCAUUUGACAUGGCCGAUCAUUACGGUGAUGCCGAGAUCCUAUUCGGCCAAUUCCGCUCUGCAAGUAACUAUUCCGACUCACUCUUUGCCGCAACCAAAUACUGUGUCUUCCACCCUAUGACCGUUACCCCCGAAGCUAUCCGUGCCAAGGUAGACGAACGCUGCCAGAGAUUACGCACUAACGAAAUCGAUCUAUUGCAAUUCCACUGGCAAUUCUACAAUGACCCGCAGUAUAUUGAGGCAUUGAGAUACCUGCAGCAAGACAGCCGAAUCAAACAUCUCGGUCUAUGCAACUUUGACACAGAACAUAUGGAAAUGGUCAUUCAGAGUGGAGUCCAUGUCUACACUAACCAAGUCCAGUUCUCUCUCAUUGACUCCAGACCCACAAUGAAGAUGGUAGACUUCUGCAACAAGAACAACAUCAAGCUACUCACCUACGGCACCCUGCUGGGUGGCCUCCUGGCCGAGAAGUGGGUUGGAAAAGAAGCACCAGAUCUCUACGCUGAAACAAUGACACCCAGUCUCCGCAAGUAUUUCGCAAUGAUCCAAAACUGGGGCGGCUGGCCCCUCUUCCAGGAUCUGCUCCGGACACUGCAGACAAUCGGCCGCAAACACAACGUGUCCGUGUCAAACGUCGCAACGCGAUGGGUAUUGGACUUCCCGUGUGUUGGUGCUGUGAUUGUCGGUGCGAGAAUGGGCGUUAGCGAGCAAUCGCAGGAAAACCUUGCUAGCCUUGGAUGGACGCUUGAUAGUGAGGAUCAGGAGGCUAUCCAGCUGAUUUUGGACCGCAGUUCUCGGGAGGAUAUGUUUGUUAGUCUUGGAGAUUGUGGGGGUGAAUAUCGGUGA